AUGAAGGAUGACGGACAGACGAGCCAGCAACAAGCAACGACCGUGGACUCAAAGGCACUGACAGCGUCAGAAUGCGCCCAUGAAAACGCGGGACCAACGAGUCGUCAGCGUCAGAAUGCGCCCAUGAAAACGCGGGACCAACGAGUCGUCAGGUGCGUCACAAGUGCGAACAAAGAAGGACAAGCAAGAAAACAACAAGCAACGACCGUGGACUCAGAGGCACUGACAGCGUCAGAAUGCGCCCAUGAAAACGCGGGGACCAACGAGUCGUCAGGUACGUCACAAGUGCGAACAGAGGAAAGCAGGGACGGACAAGCGAGAAAGCAACAAGCAACGACCGUGAACUCAGAGGCACUGACAGCGUCAGAAUGCGCCCAUGAAAACGCGGGACCAACGAGUCGUCAGUCACAAGUGCGAACAGAGGACAAGCAGGACGGACAAGCGAGAAAGCAACAAGCAACGACCGUGAACUCAGAGGCACUGACAGCGUCAGAAUGCGCCCAUGAAAACGCGGGACCAACGAGUCGUCAGGUGCGUCACAAGUGCGAACAAGCAAGAAAACAACAAGCAACGACCGUGGACUCAGAGGCACUGACAGCGUCAGAAUGCGCCCAUGAAAACGCGGGACCAACGAGUCGUCAGAGGACAAGCAGGGACGGACAAGCGAGAAAGCAACAAGCAACGACCGUGAACUCAGAGGCACUGACAGCGUCAGAAUGCGCCCAUGAAAACGCGGGACCAACGAGUCGUCAGAACUCAGACGAAUAUUUGAACUACGCAUCACUUGACGGUCUCACGCCACAUCGGCAUUCCGGCAUUCUCAAUAAUAUUCAACACAUGGGACACGCAACGCCACGACCAACCACGUACCCCGAAAACACCGGGCCACACGCUAACGGCAACAACAACGAUGACAAACUUGCCAUUGUCGAGGCGAACAAAGGGCGGAAGAAUCAAUUUGCUGCUUCAUGGGACACGCAUUUUCUGUCUGGAGCCUCCCUGUGCUGCGUGUCCCAGGCAAGAGUCAAGUGUUUCGCGUUCAUGGGACACACAGCUCUCGCUUAUAUGAUGGUGUUCCAUAAGCGUACAAACAGUGCCUUGCUUGUUUCCUGCCCUCCACCACUGAUAACGGUCAUGACCAAAUGCCCAAAUACUUCGUCCUCCUGCGGGACGUGUUGCAUACCACCAUGGGACGAAGACGAAUUGUGGCACCCAGUUUGGACCGAGAUAGUCAGAGUGGUAAGGUUCGGGGAAGGGGUUAUACGCCGCAUAGGUAUCCCCAAGCCCACCAAUCAACUCACUGCUCACUCACAUACCCGUGCACACCAUCCCUGCGCCUGCGCCCAUCUCCGCACUCAUUCUGUGGGAGGCAAAAUUUCUUUGCAUCUCUUCACUACGACUUAUGCCGGCUGUCUUUCCCUUGCACUGAGAAAUGUGAAAAGAGAAAGAAUGAGAGAACAAGAGAAAGAACGAAAGAAAGAAAUGUGA
Molecule: messenger RNA, 1488 nt
Organism: Suillus paluster
Lineage: Eukaryota; Fungi; Basidiomycota; Agaricomycetes; Boletales; Suillaceae
Exons: 12
Coding region: 1-1488 (495 amino acids)
Source: RefSeq, a predicted model, not a curated record